AUGACGUCCACAGCGUCAGCACAACAGCCUGUGCUUAGGACAAAAACGCCCUCCUACCACGCUCCGCCCUCCACCGACCCGCUCUCUGGUGCCACCAUCCACACGCUCCGAUGCUUGGAUACUCCCAUUCAUCUCGGCUAUCACCUCAUUCCUCAUAUCGCCAAGACGCUUCUCUCCACGCUUCCAUCUUCCACCUACGUCCUCAUCACGGACCAAAACCUUGAAGCAAGAUGCAGCGUCACCACCGCCUUUCGUCGUGAAUUCGAAAAGGCUGCCGUCCAUCUUUCCUCGUCUCACUCUUGGAGGCUCCUCACCAAGGUCAUCCCUCCCGGCGAAGCUUCCAAGAGCCGAGAUGGCAAGAAUGCGAUCGAGGAUUGGAUGUUUGAGCAUCGUGUCACCCGAGAUGCCGUCGUCCUUGCUGUUGGUGGUGGUGUCAUCGGCGACCUGGUUGGCUUUGUAGCUGCCACCUUCAUGCGCGGCCUCAAGUUUGUCCAGAUUCCCACCACCCUCCUUGCCAUGGUCGACUCGGCCGUCGGUGGCAAGACCGCCAUCGACCAUCCGCUUGGCAAAAACCUCAUCGGAAGCUUCCACCAGCCCAACUAUGUCUUUAUCGACGCUGCCUGGCUCAAAACGCUUCCCGUCCGCGAAUUCAGCAACGGCAUGGCCGAGGUCGUCAAAACCGCCGCCAUCUGGGACCCCAUCGACUUUGCCAAACUCGAGUCAAGCGCCCCCGCCAUUCGAUCCGCUGUGCUUGGGCCCUUUGCCAAAGACGCUCCGCUCGACCAAGGUAGGACGCUCGAGACUCGCACCGAGUCUCAGUCUCUGCUGCUCGACGUCAUCCGUGGCUCGGUCGGUGUCAAGGCCCACAUUGUCACCAUCGACGAAAAGGAGACUGGCCUCCGCAACCUUGUCAACUUUGGCCAUACCAUCGGUCAUGCCAUCGAGGCCGUCUUGACUCCCGAAAUGCUACACGGAGAGUGCAUCUCGAUCGGUAUGAUCCUCGAAGCCGAGGUCGCCCGCUACAUGCACGGCCUCAGCCAAGUCGCCAUCGGCCGUCUCACCCGCUGUCUCAAGGAGUACGACUUGCCCGUCUCGCUCUCCGACUCGCGCGUCACCCGUCUUGCAAAGUCACUCGAUGUCACCGUCGAUCGUCUUCUCGAUAUCAUGAAGGUCGACAAGAAAAACUCGGGUACCAACAAAAAGAUUGUCCUCCUCAGCUCCAUCGGCGACACGGUCCAAAACAUGGCUUCCACCGUCAGCGACCACAUUAUCCGCCGCGUUCUUUCGCUCGCCGCCACUGUCACGCCCAUCCACGAGCAACCCAACAAGCCCAAGGUCACCCUUUCCACUCCUGGCUCCAAGUCCAUCUCGAACCGCGCUCUUGUCCUCGCUGCUCUGGCCACCAACACCUGCCGUCUUCGCAAUAUGCUCCACUCGGACGACACCCAGGUCAUGAUGGCUGGUCUCCACGAUCUUCAAGCCGCACGCUUCGAGUUCGAAGACGGUGGAGAGACCAUCGUCGUCCACGGCAACGCCGGUGCUCUUGCUCGCCCCGCCAACGACAAGCAGAUCUACCUGCAGAACGCAGGUACAGCUGCUCGUUUCAUGGCCACCGUCGUCAGCCUGGUUCACAACGACGGCAACCAGCACCCCGUCGUCAUUACCGGAAACAAGCGUAUGAAGGAACGCCCCAUCGCUGCACUUGUCGACGCACUCCGAUCCAACGGCACCUCGAUCGACUAUCUCGAGGGCCACGGUUGCUUGCCACUCGCCGUCAAGGGCACCACACACGGUUUCAAGGGAGGCAAGAUCCAGCUCUCGGCCACCAUCUCAUCCCAGUACGUCUCGUCCAUCCUCCUGUGCGCCCCCUACGCUGCUGAGCAAGUCGUGCUCGAGCUCGUAGGCGGCCAGGUGAUUUCACAGCUCUACAUCGAUAUGACCAUCGCCAUGAUGGCCACUUUCGGUAUCAAGGUCGAGCGUCUCCUCGAUCCCACUACCGGUCGUCCCUCCAACACCUACCGCAUCCCCAAGGGCCACUACGUAUCGCCCGACGUCUACGAUAUCGAGAGCGACGCCAGCAGCGCCACUUAUCCUUUGGCCAUCGCUGCUAUCACUGGCACCGAGUGCACCGUCCCCAACAUCGGCUCGGCUUCGCUUCAGGGCGACGCUCGCUUCGCCAAAGAGGUCCUCGAACCAAUGGGCUGCACUGUGGUCCAAACCGCCACCUCCACCACUGUCAUUGGCCCCAAGCUCGGUCAGCUCCGUCAGAUCGGCUUGGUAGACAUGGAGCCCAUGACCGAUGCUUUCCUCACCGCAUCCGUUUUGCUCGCCGUCGCUGCUCACUCGCCCGCCAACGGUUCCACCUCGAACGCUCGACCUUCGACUCGCAUCACCGGAAUCGCCAACCAACGAGUCAAGGAGUGCAAUCGUAUUCGUGCCAUGAUGGACGAGCUCGCCAAGUUCGGCGUCAACACCAAGGAGCACGACGACGGCCUCGAGAUUUUUGGCAUCGACUACCGUCAACUGCACGCCAACGUCCGCGUGCACUGCUACGACGACCAUCGCGUCGCCAUGGCCUUCUCCGUGCUCGCCAGUUUGGCGCCUGGUGCCAUCUUGGAGGAGAAGCGAUGUGUCGAAAAGACGUGGCCCAACUGGUGGGACGAUCUGGAGCGCAAACUCGGCAUCCGUGUUCACGGCGUCGAUCCAGAAUGCUCGCCAAGCCUCUGCAUCUCGCCUUCGCACUUUACCAAGGCCAGCGCUGCGAGCACCAACGGCAAGCCGCCCACUUGCCUCUCCCAGCUGACUUGUGGCAAGGCACUGACCCCACGCAAGUACAGCAAGCAUGCGACCAUCAUCUGUAUCGGCAUGCGUGCUUCCGGAAAGACGUUCCUGGGCGCAAUCGGUGCUGCUGCAUUGUCACGAACUUUCAUCGACGCCGACGUCGUCUUCAACGAGAAGCUCGGCGCCAAGGACGGUCUGGGCGACUUUGUCCGAGAGCACGGAUGGCCUGCGUUCCGUCAAAAGGAGCUCGAGAUUUUGCAAGAACUCAUCGCUCGUCAUCCUAGCGGCGCGCUCAUCUCGCUCGGCGGUGGAGUCGUCGAAACGGAAGCCUGCAGGCAGAUCCUGGCCGAAUAUGCGCAGACCAAGGGUCCGGUGAUCUACAUUGUCCGUGACACGAAUGCGAUCGUCAAGUUCCUGGCUACCAGCGAUCGCCCUGCUUACGGUGAACCAGUAAUGGACGUCUAUCGCCGCCGUAACCCUUGGUUUAGCGAGUGCUCGUCGGCCGAACUCGUCUCGUACUCCGAAGGCGAAUCUUUGGCCAUCCAGCCCUGUGCGAUGAACGUGCCCGACCCUUCGUUCACCAUCCAGAAGAAGUUUGGUCUCGAGACCGAAGUGGCACGCUUCUUCAAGUUUGUGGUGGGACAAGACACGAAUCAGAUCAGAGAUCUUGUGGUCGACAGUCGCAAGGGUGGACGACGCACCUACUUUCUUAGUCUCACGUUCCCGGACGUGGUGCCUAAGCUCGAGCUGAUUCGAAGCAUGGAGAGCGGCUCGGACGCUCUCGAGUUCCGCGCAGAUCUGCUCAACCCGUCUGGCCAACCAGUGACCACGCCCCAAAUUCCUCCGACCGAGUACGUCAAGAACCAGCUCGCCGCGCUCCGUCACCGCACUUCGCUGCCUAUCGUCUUCACCGUGCGCACGCACUCGCAGGGCGGAAUGUUCCCCGAUGGCAAGCAACACGAGUAUUUUGAACUGAUCAGCCUCGCGCUUCGUCACGCUUGCGAGUACAUCGACCUCGAGCUUGGAUGGGAUGACGAUCUGCUCUCGGCCGUCGUGCAAGCCAAGGGCAACAGUCAGAUCAUUGCCUCCUGGCACGAUUGGUCGGGCCGUCUGGAUUGGGAGAGCGAGUCGACAGCCAAGAUCUACGAGAAAGCAUGCCGCUUCGGCGAUAUUGCCAAGAUCAUCGGCAAGGCUACUACGAUGGAGGAUAACUACAGCUUGGAACGCUUUCGCGCCAAGGUGUCGGCGACGGCGACCAAACCUCUGCUCGCCGUCAACAUGGGGUCCGUCGGUCAGCUCAGUCGGAUCGUCAACCCGGUGUUCACGCCCAUCACGCACGAAGCCAUGCCGUUCAAAGCUGCGCCUGGACAGCUGUCGUUCCGACAGGUGCAAACCGCUCUGUCUCUGAUCGGACAGGCUGAUGCGCGUCGAUUUGCGCUGUUUGGCAGCCCCAUCGGCCACAGUCUGAGCCCGUUGUUGCACAACACCGGUUUCGCAGCUCUCGGUCUACCGCACCAGUACGAGCUGUUGGAGUCGACCGAGAUUAAUGAUGCCGUAGCUGCGUUUGUGCGAUCGCCCGACUUUGGCGGCGCUAGCGUCACGAUCCCUCACAAGCUCAACAUUAUCAAGCUGUUGGACGAGGUGACAGACGAGGCGAAAACGAUCGGUGCUGUCAACACAAUCAUCCCAAUUCGAGAUGCUCAGGGCGUCGUGACUUCGCUCGUUGGAGACAACACGGACUGGAUUGCGAUUGAGACGUUGGCAAGGCGAUCGUUGCGAACGGUGCAUUUGGCGGAUCCCAACCUGACGGGUUUGGUGAUCGGUGCUGGCGGAUCGGCGCGUGCUGCCUUGUUCGCGCUGUACAGGCUGGGCGUGAAGCGGAUUCUACUGUUCAACCGAACACUUGCCAACGCCGAGAAGCUCGCUCGCGAGGUACCGCCGGAAUGGAAUGUCAGCGUCCUCACUUCGCUCGACGAGGUUGCUCAGCUUUCUGCGGACCAAUCGCCGUCUGUGGUGGUCUCCAACAUCCCGGCUGAAGGCUCUACCCUGGACGCAUCUUCGCGCGGUCUGAUCCAUCUCCCGACGUGCAUGCUCCGAAAUCCUGCUGGAGGUGUGGUGAUCGACAUGAGCUACAAACCGCACUACACGUCUCUGCUGCAACUUGCACAACAGGUCAACACCAACCACGAGCUAGCUAUUGGUACCAAUGCUACCAAGGCUCCCACAAGGAAGCUGUGGGCCGCCGUUCCGGGCAUAACAAUUCUCUUGGAGCAGGGGUGUCAUCAGUUCCACCGAUGGACAGGUAGGGAGGCGCCUAGGGCGCAGAUCGAGGCUGCUGCUUGGGACGUUUAUCUGCAGCGUUGCUAG
Molecule: messenger RNA, 5148 nt
Organism: Mycosarcoma maydis (corn smut)
Lineage: Eukaryota; Fungi; Basidiomycota; Ustilaginomycetes; Ustilaginales
Product: putative pentafunctional AROM polypeptide
Exons: 1
Coding region: 1-5148 (1715 amino acids)
Biological process (GO): chorismate biosynthetic process; aromatic amino acid biosynthetic process
Cellular component (GO): cytoplasm
Molecular function (GO): 3-phosphoshikimate 1-carboxyvinyltransferase activity; 3-dehydroquinate dehydratase activity; shikimate 3-dehydrogenase (NADP+) activity
Source: RefSeq, a predicted model, not a curated record